This is a messenger RNA of Piliocolobus tephrosceles (Ugandan red Colobus), 1435 nucleotides long. It is a transcript of the gene LYPD6B, whose product is annotated as LY6/PLAUR domain containing 6B. NCBI's taxonomy places the organism in Eukaryota, Metazoa, Chordata, Mammalia, Primates, Cercopithecidae. The coding region runs from base 373 to 882 and encodes 169 amino acids. Gene Ontology annotation, molecular function: acetylcholine receptor regulator activity. The record is from RefSeq and is a predicted model, not a curated record. The transcript is spliced from 5 exons.
ACUUCCUGAGCGGGGCUGGCUGGGUGGGAACAGGCUCCUCGCCGCCUCCCAAGCGCUGGCCACUACCACACGGCCGCCCGUCCGGGCCUCCCUCCAACCUCGUGCCAGAGCCCUGCGGUUUCCCCGCAGAGCCGGGCCCGGGACUGCUCCCUUGCGGGCGGGGCUCACCUGUCCCGGCCCGGCCCCCUCCCGCGCCCCAGGUGGCUCAGGGCGGCGAGGAGCCGCGCCCCGCCCUGCGCGGCCGCAGCCAACGCCGGCCCCAGGCGGGCGCGCUGGGAGCUGGUACCGGGAGCCGGGUGAGGGCGCCGAGAGGCCCGGCGGGCGCGGGCGGCGAGAUAGAAGAGUUUGGACCGCCUAGCACACAAGGUCAGCAUGCUGCUCCUCUGUCACACUCUCGCUAUAGCUGUUGUCCAGAUCGUUAUCUUCUCAGAAAGCUGGGCAUUUGCCAAGAACAUCAACUUCUAUAAUGUGAGGCCUCCUCUCGACCCUACACCAUUUCCAAAUAGCUUCAAGUGCUUUACUUGUGAAAAUGCAAGGGAUAAUUAUAACUGCAAUAGAUGGGCAGAAGACAAAUGGUGUCCACAAAACACACAGUACUGUUUGACAGUUCAUCACUUUACCAGCCACGGAAGAAGCACAUCCAUCACUAAAAAGUGCGCCUCCAGAAGUGAAUGUCAUUUUGUCGGUUGCCACCACAGCCGAGAUUCUGAACAUACGGAGUGUAGGUCUUGCUGUGAAGGAAUGAUCUGCAAUGUAGAAUUACCCACCAAUCACACUAAUGCAGUGUUUGCCGUAAUGCACGCUCAGAGAACAUCUGGCAGCAGUGCCCCCACACCCUACCUACCAGUGCUCGCCUGGGUCUUUGUGCUUCCAUUGCUGUGAUGCCAGCAUUCCUAGGAGAGGCAGAGACCAGCCUCUAAAGCACAAGCCAAAAACUGUGUGAACGAUGAACUUUGGAGUGAAGAUCAAUCUUGCACUUGGUGAAGAGUGCACAUUGGACCCCAAGGCGAAAACCAGUGGUUUGCUUUGAUAAAAUGUUCCCACAUGAGGCCACAGGACUGAGGAUGGGAAUUUGGCAGGGCCUGAGUAGAUGGUCUGACUUCCAGGCUUCCUGGUCAAAGAGAGCUACGUUUGGUCAGUUCUGCAGAGAGGAUCCUGGCAACUAGUCCCACCUGACUAGGCCUUUAGCUGAAAGAAUUUCGUGACCUACCUGACUGCCUCAGAGGCUGGCAGGUCAAACCCUCUUGUUUAUGUGAUUAGCUCAGAAUGUCUCUAUGAAAUCUAACCCUUCCCCUCACGAGAAAGCAGUUUUCCCCACCAACAGACUAGUGAAUGAGAAAGGCAACUGCCACGAAGAAAACUUCCAGUUCAACUAAUAUGAAAUCUAUUUGCUAAUUGUGGGGGGAAAUAAAGCUUUUAAAUUAUACCAUGUAAA